UGUGAGCGGCUGCUGCCUCACUUCCAUUCCCCGCUCCCAGGAAGCGCCUCGGCGGCCCGGAAAGCCUCAGAAAGCCAGAGAUCUACCCCGGGAGAGGGAUCCAGAGGACGGUGUGUGGCGGCCAUGAGGACGCCGGUGAAGGAGAGCGUGCGCCCGCGGCACCGGAGCUCGGGUCGGGGCUCGGAGUCGGAUCUGUAACGGCGGGGGUUUGUUUUCAUUGUGUGCUGAGUGGCGCAGGAGAAAAGGAUGCCUCCGCGGCCGCAGACACUCCUCCCGCUCCCGUCGAAAAGAUCGAUUACUUCCCGACACGAACUGUCUUUCCUGUCCUCUCUGACGGAGGCUUUGCUGCGCCGGAGCGCGCUGAUUCGUGAGGCACAGCGUCCACCAUGCUGCCCGCUCGGUAUCCAUGAAAACUCUCAAUGAUAACAAGGAGGAGGAGGAGGAGGAGGGCUCCGGCUGCAACGCCAUGGUGGACAAGGAGAACAAUCUGAAAACGGCCAGGUUGUGGAGGGAUGCCGCCCUCCGCUCCAGGAAGCUGCGGAGCAACCUGCGCCAGCUCACCCUCUGCUCCAAAGACAACCAGAUCGUACUGCCGGAGGAUGUGGGCGAGGUGGAGGUGCUCAAUCUGGGCAACAACUCGCUCCAGGAGCUGCCAGACGGACUGGGAUCCACCCUCAACAACCUGCGCAUCCUCGUCCUGCGCAGGAACAAGUUCACAGCUGUUCCCCGGGUGGUGUUUGAGCUGGGGCAGCUGGUGGAGCUCGACAUGAGCCACAACUGCCUGAGAAGCUUCUCUGAGGGUGUGGGUCAGCUGAGGGGGCUGAAGAAGCUGUGCAUCAGCCACAACAAAAUCCCCUAUCUGCCGGCUCAGAUCGGAGCGCUCCAGUUUUUGGAGGAACUGGACAUCAGCUUCAAUGACCUGCACGACUUCCCCAGAUCCUUCUGCGGCCUGGCCAAGCUGCGGACUCUGGAUGCAGACCACAACAAGUUAAACCAGUUCCCCCCUGAGAUCCUGGCCCUCGGCGAGCUGGAGGAACUGGACUGCUCUGGGAACAAGUUUGAGUCGUUACCAGCAGACAUCAUGAAGCUGCGGUCCAUCAAAAUCCUCUGGCUCAGCAGUCUUCACGUGUCCACAUUACCCGACACUUUCUGUCACCUGCACAACCUGGAGAGCCUGAUGCUGGACGGGAACCACCUCAAAGUGCUGCCUCCUGCUUUUAGCCACCUGCAGAGGCUCAAAAUGAUCAAUCUGUCCUCUAAUGAGUUUGAGGAAUUCCCCCAGGUUAUUUUAAGUAUCGCAGGAUUAGAGGAACUUUACCUGAGCAGGAAUAAACUGACUCAUAUUCCCGAGGAAAUAGGGCAGCUGGUGAACCUGGCUAACCUCUGGUUGGACAAUAACAGCAUCACAUAUCUGCCGGAUUCUAUUGUGGAGCUGGAGAAGUUGGAGGAACUCGUUUUACAGGGUAACCAAAUAGCCAUACUUCCAGAUAAUUUUGGAAAGCUGUGCAAAGUGAACAUUUGGAAGGUGAAGGAUAACCCUCUCAUCCAGCCUCCGUACGAGGUGUGCAUGAAGGGGAUCCCGUACAUCGCGGCCUAUCAGAAGGAGCUCGCACAUUCGCAGGUUGCCGUGAAGCCGCGGCUGAAACUGGUUCUGAUGGGAAUGAAGAAUGCUGGGAAAACGCGUCUCAGGCGGAGCGUGGUGAGCGGACAGCAGGACGUCUCAGGAGUCCAGGGAAACAGAGGAAUCGAGGUCACGAACUGGGUGGCAGAUGCUGAUCGCUGUCUCACAUUUCUAGUGUAUGAUCUGUCAGGGAAGCAAAACUACGACCUCAUCAAACCCUUUUUUCUCUCCCCCGGUGCUCUCUACGUCCUCGUCGUGAAUCUCAAAGCAUAUUCACCCAAGAACUUUUAUGCCCACGUCGGGCAUUUCCUCCACCUCCUCAGCGCCAAAGUACCCCACGCUGUCGUGUGCUUGGUGGGCACACAUGCAGACCUUUGCGGGGAGGUGGAGGUGGAGGAGAAGAGUCUGGACAUUCACAGACAGAUCGGCCUACAGGAGAAGAGGGACGUCCAGAGCCUGAGGAUUCUGGCUCUGCAGGUGGAUCAGGCCCUGGAGCAGGGCUACAAUGUCCGCUCUUCCAGCCCUCACGUCCUCUUCUACGGAGUCUCCGACAGGAACCUGAGGCGGAGGAAAUCCCAGCUGCAGUACAUGCUGAACCACCGGCUGCAGAUCCUGUCUCCUGUGCUGGGCGUCAGCUGCUCGGAGACCCAGAGGAACAUCCAGAGGCUGAGGGAGAAGCUCAUGUCUGUGGCAGACCACACGGACAUUUUCCCCAAUCUUCACCGUGUGCUGCCAAAGUCCUGGCAGAUGCUGGAGGAGCUCCACUUUAAGCCCAAAGACCUGUGGCUGUCGUGGUGGGACUCGGCCCGGCUGGGCCUCCAGGCGGGGCUCACGGAGGACCGACUGCAGAGCGCCUUAUCCUACCUGCACGAGAGCGGAAAGCUGCUCUACUUUGAGGACAGCCUGACCCUGAAGGAGUAUGUUUUCCACAAUCUUCCUCGAUUAAUUGCAGUUCUGGACGUCUUCUUCCAGAGGGAUGAGUCCACUCUGUUGGACAGGCUCCUGUCUGAGGGGGAGAGGGGGGACAAGGGGAGGGUGAGUUUGGUUAUAGAGGACGAUAAGGGAGAGAACCUCAGGGUGACUCACCUGCAGCACCAUGUGGAGGGCUUCCUCCAGCACGGCCUUCUGCCCUCCAACAUCAUCCGCCUGCUGCUCAGGCCUCUCAUCCAGACCCAGCAGGACCUCCACCUCAUUAUGGAGCUUCUGGAGAAGAUGGGGAUCUGCUACUGCAUCAACAAACCCCGCAGCAAGCCUCUGAACGGAGCCACGGCGUGGUACAAGUUCCCCAGCUACGUCAGCAGCGAGGAGCCCCCGGCGGAGGCCUCGGCCGGAGGGGGCUCUCUGCCGCUGUGUCAGUUCUUCUCUGUGGAGCAGCUGCACAUCCAGUACAGCUUCCCGUUCCUGUUUCCUCCCGGACUGUUCGCACGCUUCAGCGUGCAGAUAAACAGCCACGUGGUUCAGAGGUCGGACGGCAGGCGUCAGAUCUUCGCCUAUCGAGGCAAAGUCCCCGUAGUGAUCAGCCACAGGCCCCCCAGCGGGAAGCUGCAGGCAGAGAUUCUGUCCAUCGCCAGCCAGGCCUCGCUGCCCAACAUCUGGACGGCGUGGCAGGCCGUCACGCCGCUGGUGGAGGAGCUGAAUGUGCUGCUGCAGGAGUGGCCCGGCCUGCACUACUCUGUUCACAUCCUGUGUUCCAAGUGCCUGAAGAGAGGGUCGUCCAGCCCCCACGCCUUUCCAGGUGAGCUGCUGAGCCAGCCGCGGCCCGAAGGUCUGACCGAGCUCAUCUGUCCAAAGAACGGCUCGGAGCGGGUCAACGUGGCUCUGGUUUACCCCCCGACGCCCACCGUGGUCAGCCCCUGUCUCAAGUGACGUGGGGGCUGGAUCCCGGCUCGACUCGACCCCCUGACCGUCUCCUCCACGCCUCCUCGUCCUCAGCCUGCUUCACCUCCUGCACCACCCUGAGCUGAACCUGCAGCCGAAGGCAGCACAGCGUGCCCCCCAGCGUCUUCUGUUGCAGGUGGUUCAGCCUGGAGUCUGACGGGGGUCCAGCCUGGAGUCUGAUGGGGGGGUUCAGCCUGGAGUCUGACGGGGGGGUCCAGCCUGGAUUUCAGUAGCAUCAGAUGAGGCCUCGUCCCUUAACUCACUCCUGCCUGAACAUGUAGCUACACUUUAAAAGUGGGCCAGAUUUCUGCCAGGUGUCCCCUCUGAGACCAGGACUGCAGUCCUCCGCAGGAUCUCUAACCGUCUGACCGCAGCGCAGCCUGAAGACACGUCGGCCUUCGGCGGAGGAAGCAGAACUCUGUGCGCCUGCGGGCGGACUGAAGGCGUCGGGCCGUCGCUGUGAUCCGAGCUUUUAGUUAGCGCCCCCACGUGGUCUCCGUGGUGACUUUAUUCGUCAGGUGAUAUGAACAGUGAGGAGCCUGAAGGCACCGUCUUCAUCCUUCAUGUGAACACCUUCAAUGUUUUACGUGAUGUUCUGCCUCCACGGUGCGUUUCUCCAAAGCAGCUACGCCCCUGCAUGAAAUGAGGGCGCGAGGACGGCGUGUCGGUGUCUCUGGUGGACAGACGUGUGUCUCCGCUGCGUCCUCUGACUGAAGCCCGUGUGACUGUUUGUAGGUAAAGAGGAAGGAAAAGAGCUUCGGGUCUUUGCUUCACUUCACGCGGUCUCUUCAUUUCUGGCUGUUUCUCGCGGUUCGAGGACGCCGCCGAGCCGCGGACUCGUUUCUGUCUGAUGUAAAAUAAUAUCUUUAUUUUUGUAUGUUGGCAGCGGGUGUCACCACGCGAGCUUUGACGUUAUUUACAGCGUGAUGUUGUGCAUGACUCACUGUGAGCGCACUCUGGGUUUUAUAUGUAGCUGGUUUCAACAACAUGAAAUAAACCAAAUAAAGUGACACCUGGCUUUAGCACCA
Molecule: messenger RNA, 4527 nt
Organism: Chelmon rostratus (copperband butterflyfish)
Lineage: Eukaryota; Metazoa; Chordata; Actinopteri; Chaetodontiformes; Chaetodontidae
Gene: mfhas1
Product: malignant fibrous histiocytoma amplified sequence 1
Exons: 3
Coding region: 407-3487 (1026 amino acids)
Molecular function (GO): protein binding
Source: RefSeq, a predicted model, not a curated record